Messenger RNA from Chrysochloris asiatica (Cape golden mole), 984 nucleotides. RefSeq names its product V-set and immunoglobulin domain containing 2 (gene VSIG2). Lineage: Eukaryota; Metazoa; Chordata; Mammalia; Afrosoricida; Chrysochloridae. The record is from RefSeq and is a predicted model, not a curated record. The transcript has 7 exons. Bases 1 to 984 code for a protein of 327 amino acids.
AUGGUCGGGCUCCUAGGUUCUGUCCUCUUUGGAGCUCUGCUGGGCUUCGUCUCCAUUCACGUUCCUGGACUGGCGGUGGAGGUGAAGGUGCCUGCUGAGCCCCUGAGCACGCCUGUUGGCAAGACUGCCGAGCUGACCUGCAGCUACAGCACUUUGGUGGGAGACAAUUUCGCCUUGGAGUGGAGCUUUGUCCAGCCUGGGAAACCCAUCUCUGCAUCCCAUCCUAUCCUGUACUUCACCAAUGGUCAUCUAUAUCCAGUUGGUUCUAUGGCAAAUCGGGCCAGCCUGCUUCAGAACCCUCCCACAAGAGGGGUGGCCACCUUGAAACUGAGUGAUGUCCACCCCUCGGAUACUGGAACCUACCUCUGCCAAGUUAAUAACCCCCCAGAUUUCUACACCAACGGGCUGGGGCUAAUCAACUUUACUGUGCUAGUGCCCCCCAGCAGCCCCUUGUGCACUCAGAGUGGUCAAACCUCUGUGGGAGGCUCUGCUGCACUGAGAUGCAGCUCUUCCAAGGGAGUGCCCAGGCCUGCGUACAACUGGGAGCGUCUUGGAUCUUCUACGCGUUCACUCGGGAGCAUGGUGCAAGAUGAGGUAUCUGCUCAGUUAAUUCUCACCAAUCUCUCCCUGACCUCUGCCGGCACUUAUCGUUGUAUGGUCACCAACCAGUUGGGCAGUGCAGCCUGUGAGCUGAACCUCUCUGUGACUGACCCCUCUAAAGGCCGAGUGGCUGGAGCUAUGAUUGGGGUGCUCCUGGGCAUGCUGUUCCUGUCAGUUGCUGCAUUUUGUCUUAUCAGGCUCCAGGAGAGAAGGAAGAGCUCCAAGGAGACAUAUGGGGGCAGUGACCUCCGGGAGGAUGCCUUUGCUCCUGGGAUUUCUCAGCAGACUUCUGUGAGGACUGAUUGUAGCAAUGGGCUCCUCAAGAGUGCUCCAUUCACUAGCACUGUGAAGACCACCAGAUCCAAGCGCCCUAUGGUCAUCUGA